UAUAUACAGUGUGCGGCUUCAACGAUCAAACAUUCACAAGAACAACAAAACUACACCAAGCAUAGUAAAAAUGAAACUUUUCGCCGCCGUUGCUCUCAUCGCCACUUUGGCUUUCGUCUCCGCUGAUGUCUCCCACCUGGGUUAUGGUUACGAUCAACCCGCUGCUAGCGCACCAUCAAACCAAUACAUCCCACCUGCAGCUAAUGCUCCUGAACCAGCUUACGCUCCAGCACCUGCACCAGCUCCUGCUCCAGUAUACCAACCUGCGCCAUCAGCUCCUGUCUCAUCCUACAUUCCACCCGCAGCCAACGCACCUGAACCAGCCUAUGCUCCAGCCCCCGCUCCAGCUCCAGCUCCAGUCUACCAACCCGCACCUUCGGCUCCAGUUUCAUCCUACAUCCCACCUGCACCACAACCCGCUGCCUCUGAAGUCUAUGAGCAACACGCUCAAGAUGGUUACAGAUACCGCACUGUCCGUCGUCGUGUCUACAAACAACGUCGCUUCUAAGCUCGUUUAUUAAGAUUCCUGAGUAGUCAUUUUAUUUGACUCAUCAGACUUGUGCUAUUGAUUGUUGUUCCUCUUGUGUUAAUGCUAAAAUAAAAAUUAUAUUUUACUGAAAA
Zeugodacus cucurbitae (melon fly) is the source of this 621-nucleotide messenger RNA. RefSeq lists its product as uncharacterized. The transcript is spliced from 2 exons. Bases 71 to 508 code for a protein of 145 amino acids. Lineage: Eukaryota; Metazoa; Arthropoda; Insecta; Diptera; Tephritidae. The record is from RefSeq and is a predicted model, not a curated record.